CCGGGCAGGGGCGGGAGUGGCGGAGGGGGACGGCGGUGAGCUGUGAAAGGGGCGGUGAGCGCUGCCCCGGGUUCUAGGCGAGGCUUGGCCUCCCCAGCUGAGACGGGGGGAAGCGGCGGCGGCGGCGGCGGCCCUCGGGCCGGCUGGUGAGGCGAUGGCGGCGCCGGCCCCGGGGGCGGGGGCAGCCUCCGGCGGCGCCGGCUGUAGUGGCGGCGGCGGCGCGGCCGCCGGCUCGGGCUCUGGGUCCGCGGGCACCGGGGGCCGGCUUCCCAGCCGGGUGCUGGAGUUGGUGUUCUCCUACCUGGAGCUGUCCGAGCUGCGGAGCUGCGCCCUGGUGUGCAAGCACUGGUACCGCUGCCUGCACGGCGAUGAGAACAGCGAGGUGUGGCGGAGCCUGUGCGCCCGGAGCCUGGCAGAAGAGGCUUUGCGCACGGACAUCCUCUGCAACCUGCCCAGCUACAAGGCCAAGGUACGUGCUUUCCAACAUGCCUUCAGCACUAAUGACUGCUCCAGGAAUGUCUACAUUAAGAAGAAUGGCUUUACUUUACAUCGAAACCCCAUUGCUCAGAGCACUGAUGGUGCAAGGACCAAGAUUGGUUUCAGUGAGGGCCGCCAUGCAUGGGAAGUGUGGUGGGAGGGCCCUCUGGGCACUGUGGCAGUGAUUGGAAUUGCCACAAAACGGGCCCCUAUGCAGUGCCAAGGUUAUGUGGCACUGCUGGGCAGUGAUGACCAGAGCUGGGGCUGGAAUCUGGUGGACAAUAAUCUACUACAUAAUGGAGAAGUCAAUGGCAGUUUUCCACAAUGCAAUAAUGCACCAAAAUAUCAGAUAGGAGAAAGAAUUCGAGUCAUCUUGGACAUGGAAGAUAAGACUUUAGCUUUUGAACGUGGAUAUGAGUUCCUGGGGGUUGCCUUUAGAGGACUUCCAAAGGCCUGCUUGUAUCCAGCAGUUUCUGCUGUGUAUGGCAACACAGAAGUGACUUUGGUUUACCUUGGAAAACCUUUGGAUGGAUGACAGUGGCUUUCUUGGGAUGAAAGACAGAGUAGAGGAGAUAUCUGCUUGUGGAAAGUAAAAUCAUGAAGUGACAGUGUCAUACAUGCAUGUCCAAGAAACAUCCUGAAAAACACAUGAAAAUGUUAACUGUAGAAGCAACUCUACAGCAAAGAUAAUCUUAGAGUUUCCUCUUUCUACUGGGCCAGAAAAAUCCUCAGGGUUGCAGUUGGUUGGGCAGUUGACAUAUGCAUGUUGCAACAGAAUUUGUCUCUAAGCAAGCAAUGUGUUAUUUCCAACUUUUAAGAUUGUGAUACAGCCAAUUCCAAGAGCUUUUGCUGAAAGUUUUGUUUAUAACUUCUGUUUUGACUUAUUAGUAAACAUUUAUUUUGUAACAAAGUUUUGAAGGUGCUGAAUGGAAAACAGAAACACAUGGUUAUUGCAUAUCAAAGCUAGAAUCAAAUAAUUGCCUAAAUAUUUAACAACAAGCUAUUCUUAUCUCAAAGAUUUAAAUUCACUAAUAUCCCAUUUGCAAAUUUUAUAAAAUGGAGGUUCAUAUUUAGCACAAGAAUUGGGGGAAUGAAGAGCCUUCAUUUAUAACCUGGUAAAUGAAUUUGUUACUGGAGACCAAUAGUAGCUGUACAGAAUAGUAAAACAAACUACUACAAUGUUCAAGGAAAUGGAAUCUCUUUUUCAUUGGUGCUGAGCAGUUAAGUAGAAGACAGUUGCAUGAAUCAUCUAAACCAGUAGUCUCAACCUCAGCUGUACUUUGGAAUCAUGUGUGUUUUGAAAAUUUUGAUACUUGGAUCUCAUACCCUAAGAUUUUGAUGUUGGUCUGGGAUAUGACAUUACCAUAAGGAUUAAAAUAAUUCUAGAUGAUUUUCAAAUAUGUUGCCAAGUUGGGUUCAAAAUUAAUGUUAAGUUUUCUCAUCUGCCAAAAACAAACAAAAUCUUUGCUCCCUCUCUUCACUACCUUACACGAGUAUUGAGGAUAGAGAAAAUAAUGUCAAAAGGCUUGUAUGAUGGAUAAGAGGUGCUAUUGAAAGGCAAAGUAGUAGUUGUAUUUCAACUGAAACUAUGAGCAGGAAAAACGUGUAACUGAAUUUGCUUUGUUGACUUGAGAAACCAGGAGCAUUCUCUAGCUCUUUAGUGAAGCAUGCAGAUGUGUAAGCAGACAUUACUAAUACUCUCAUUCAGACUCUGGUAUUCUGUCAUACUUGAGAUAGGCAGUUUUCAUUAUCUGCUUUUACAUAGGAAAGAAGAAAUAUUAAGACUUAAAGUCUGUAAUGGUGAAUGGCUCAUAAUUAAAACAUUUCAUACAAAGAAAUCUGUGGACAGGAUCACUGAUGGACUCUUCUUUAUGUCCACAUCAUCU
Eptesicus fuscus (big brown bat) is the source of this 2363-nucleotide messenger RNA. It is a transcript of the gene FBXO45, whose product is annotated as F-box protein 45. Bases 155 to 1012 code for a protein of 285 amino acids. The record is from RefSeq and is a predicted model, not a curated record. Gene Ontology annotation, cellular component: synapse; SCF ubiquitin ligase complex. Lineage: Eukaryota; Metazoa; Chordata; Mammalia; Chiroptera; Vespertilionidae. Gene Ontology annotation, molecular function: protein binding. The transcript is spliced from 5 exons. Gene Ontology annotation, biological process: proteasome-mediated ubiquitin-dependent protein catabolic process; synapse assembly involved in innervation.